Molecule: messenger RNA, 1176 nt
Organism: Talpa occidentalis (Iberian mole)
Lineage: Eukaryota; Metazoa; Chordata; Mammalia; Eulipotyphla; Talpidae
Gene: CDKN1C
Product: cyclin dependent kinase inhibitor 1C
Biological process (GO): regulation of cell cycle
Cellular component (GO): nucleus
Molecular function (GO): cyclin-dependent protein serine/threonine kinase inhibitor activity
Source: RefSeq, a predicted model, not a curated record
AGCGAGCAGCAGUCGCAGCCCGCGCCAGACAGCCAGCGCAUUGGCCAUGGAGCGCCUGGUCUCCCGCCGCACCGUCCCGCUGCUGGUGCGCAGCAGCGCCUGCCGCAGCCUCUUCGGGCCGGUGGACCACGAGGAGCUGAGCCGCGAGCUGCGCACCCGCCUGGCCGAGCUGAGCGCCGAGGACCAGCGCCGCUGGGACUACAACUUCCAGCAGGACGUGCCGCUGCGGGGCCCCGGGCGCCUGCAGUGGACCGAGGUGGACAGCGACUCCGUGCCCGCCUUCUACCGCGAGACGGUGCAGACUUCUUCGCCAAGCGCAAGAGACCUGCGCCCGAGAACAAGGCGUCUGGCGAGGUGCCCUCGGGCUGCGCGGCCUCGGGCGGCGCCCCCAACGUGGGCUCCGCCGAGCAGACCCCGCGCAAGCGGCUGCGAUGAGGAGCCUCGCGCCCGCAGAGCCCGGAGGGAGCCCGCUGGGCAGCGGACGGGGGAGCAGCGCGGGGCCUCGGCUGGGACCGUCUAUGUAGCAGCGACCGGCAGCAGCUGCCUGCAAGCAGCGUUCGGUUUUGUGUUUAAAGUUUGAAAACUGUGCAAUGUAUUAACGACGUCCUCUAUAUCUAACUGUAUUCUGCACGAGGAGCACACUGGUCCAAGGUGUAAAGCUUUAAGAGUCAUUUAUAUAAAAUGUUUAAUCUCUGCUGAAUCUCAGUGCAAAAAAAAUGAAAAAAGCAAAAAAAAAGCAAAAAAGAGAAAAACCUGUAUAUUUGUACAAAAAAUUUAAAAAGUUAUACUAACUUAUAUUUCCUAUUUAUGUCGAGGCGUGGGCCGCCCCGCCAUGCCACCUGGGGCACUGGCCAUGCCAAAGGCCCCCCCCGCCACCUGCAUCUGACUCUCGACAGCUGUAAACGGAUCUGCGGCGGCCCCGCCCGGCCCCCCGCCAGCCCCUUAGCUUGCAGCCCGCGCUAGUCUGUCCUCUUGCUCUCUCGCUCUCGCUCUCCCGCUCGCUCUCUCUUGCUCUCUCUCUCGCUCGCACGCUCACUGUGUCUUAAACUUGAAGGCAAAUCUGUUCGAAGGUUCCUGAGCCGACUGUAACACGGCCCCGGCCCUGCCGGGUUCAAAUAAAGAGGCCGAAAAAUGCUGCAACCCAGGCCCUUCUGUGCUCGUACGCCCCCAGUUCUC